AUGGAGGAUCCGCGGACACAGGCCGUCAAAUUAGCGCGGGUUACCAAAGUUCUUGGAAGAACUGGGUCGCAGGGACGGUGUACACAGGUAUGUGUGGAAUUUAUGGAUGACAGCAACCGAUCCAUCAUUCCGAAUGUGAAAGGGCCAGUCCGUGAGGGAGAUGUGCUCACGCUUUUGGAGUCUGAGCGUGAAGCAAGAAGAUUAUGAUAACAGGUAUGCCAUCUGCCAACAGAAGCUCCUCAUCUAAAAGACUGCUAUAGACGCUUGGAAAUCAUUCUGGACUAAAUGGAAU
Messenger RNA from Mobula hypostoma (lesser devil ray), 292 nucleotides. RefSeq names its product small ribosomal subunit protein eS28-like. Bases 1 to 207 code for a protein of 68 amino acids. The record is from RefSeq and is a predicted model, not a curated record. NCBI's taxonomy places the organism in Eukaryota, Metazoa, Chordata, Chondrichthyes, Myliobatiformes, Myliobatidae. Gene Ontology annotation, molecular function: structural constituent of ribosome. Gene Ontology annotation, biological process: translation; maturation of SSU-rRNA; ribosomal small subunit assembly. Gene Ontology annotation, cellular component: ribosome; cytosolic small ribosomal subunit. The transcript has a single exon.